Molecule: messenger RNA, 1418 nt
Organism: Colletotrichum acutatum
Lineage: Eukaryota; Fungi; Ascomycota; Sordariomycetes; Glomerellales; Glomerellaceae
Exons: 3
Coding region: 149-1090 (313 amino acids)
Source: RefSeq, a predicted model, not a curated record
AGGACAUAUCAAUUCUGCCUCGGCUCACCGCCCGACAAAUGCAUCCCAAUCGCAUGGGUGACAGUCUAUUAGCAGUGUCGGCUGACGAUUACUAUGGCCUAUCACCUGUGCAACGGCUCUGCGUUAUUGGAGAGUCCUUACGGCCAACAUGCGGCGUAAGGAUCGCAGCGUGUACGCAGAGCCCUCCCGAUCCGAAAGAAUUAGUGUCUAUCGCGACUCCGAUUGCAAGGCUAUCUUCUCUGGACUUAACCACGGUCGGUUGCGCCAGCGGAAGGCUAUUGCGUCCGUCGUCCGCGAGCGCGGUCUUCGGGUCCCCGGCUUUUCUACCGAACGCUUAAUUACCAUAUUACGGUCACUUCAGAAGGAUAGGAUAUUCGAGCAUUCCUCCUAUGCUUGCAGAGCUUUCCCGGAGCUAUUCCUAGACGAAGAGCCCAUAUCACCGGCGGCCGCCUCUGCUCCACCCUCCGCGACAGUUCCGGCCCAAACCGCGAUGGCUUCCAUCGGCCGACCCCAGAAAGACCUCGUCGAAUCUUUCGAGAGGCUCUACACAACCGGGAUCUACUCAGAUCUGACGAUAUCCUCCGUUGCCAAAACCUACUCCGUCCACCGCGCUAUUGAGUCUUCCGACGGCUCGAUCCACCUUCCAGACGACGAACCAUGCGUCGUCGAUAUGAUGAUGCAAUAUUUUUACCUCCUGGACUACCGACAAUCGCUUUACACAGACAGCCUUCUACAAUCGCCAGAGCUAGAGCCAAGCAAGGCUGAAAGCAUAACUUGUCUCCUUCUACACGCCAAGGUGUAUACAAUCGCAGAAAAGUAUGCCGUUGAUGGUCUCAAGGACCUCGCCGUAGCCAAAUUCAAGGAUGCUGCUGCACAGGCUUGGGAGCCGAAUGAUUUUUUAUGUGCGGCUACCGAGGCCUACACCUCCACCAUCGAUACUGAUCGAGGUUUCCGGGACGCUGUCAUCGAGAUAUUCGCGGUACAUGAGGACCUGUUAGAUGAUGAAGAAGCCAAGACAACCAUCAAGAGCCUAGGCUCACUUCCCUAUGAUCUUCUUCUGUAUUUCCAUCGGGAAGGGAAUUUCCUUUAAUAGUACAGGAUGCCGACCAGCUCGACCUUGCUUUCAAAUGGUUGCUUUCUAGCCUUGGCGGCUGGGGGCGUGUAUGGUGGCCGCAUCAGUCGGCGACAAAAACGAUACCAUGAAUUUAACAUUCAGAUGGCUUUCAACAUGGCGCGAUGGCUGCCGUGUGACAAUUCAUCGAAAGUUGACGUUCGGUACGAGAUGCAAAUCAGAGUGUCGGGACGCGAGCCAAUACCAUAGGUUUAGCGUCAGAGACACAGCGAACUUCAAGAUGCCAAUCUAAACUGUGAGCCACAGCUCAAUGCCCUUACUUAGGGAACCACAAUCGUGUCCGUCG